Molecule: messenger RNA, 2007 nt
Organism: Melopsittacus undulatus (budgerigar)
Lineage: Eukaryota; Metazoa; Chordata; Aves; Psittaciformes; Psittaculidae
Gene: CNGB3
Product: cyclic nucleotide gated channel subunit beta 3
Exons: 15
Coding region: 1-2007 (668 amino acids)
Biological process (GO): monoatomic cation transmembrane transport
Cellular component (GO): intracellular cyclic nucleotide activated cation channel complex; plasma membrane; photoreceptor outer segment
Molecular function (GO): intracellularly cAMP-activated cation channel activity; protein-containing complex binding; cGMP binding
Source: RefSeq, a predicted model, not a curated record
AUGAAUGAUUAUGCUGAUGCCCAACUUCAAGAGCUUGUCCGAAAAAUGCGGGAAAGGGCAACAGUCUAUAAGGAAAAGCUGAAAGACCCGGUGCUGUCCUCUCCUGAAGGCAGUCCUACAGCCUCACCAAAGAAGCCUCCACCCCCACCAAAAGAAGAGAAAAAAGAAGAAAAGAAAGAUGCAGAAGCAAAACCAGAAGAGGAUCACUACUGCGAUAUGCUAUGCUGUAAAUUCAAAAAACCUCCACUGAAAAAAUACUUAGAGUAUCUGCAGCUACCAGACAGCAUAGACUCAUACACAGAUCAUCGUUACGUAGCAUGGCUUAUGCUUGUGACAGUUGCGUAUAAUUGGAAUUGCUGGUUUAUUCCCCUUCGCUUUGUGUUCCCAUAUCAAACCCCAAAUAAUACAAUAUAUUGGUUUACCAUGGACGUCCUUUGUGAUAUCUGCUACCUGUGUGACUUACUGAUUUUCCAGCCCCGAGUGCAAUUUAUAAGAGGAGGAGAUAUAGUAUCAGACAAAGUGGAAAUGAAGAAAUUCUACCACAGCUCUAUUAAAUUCCGGCUUGAUGUGAUAUCAGUAUUGCCAUUUGAAGUUUUAUACUUCUUCUUUGGAUUUAACCCAGCCUUUAGAGCAAAUAGGAUGCUUAAGCAUAACACGUUCUUUGAGUUUAAUGAUCGUUUGGAAGCUGUUCUGGACAAAGCAUACAUCUACAGGGUCAUUCGAACAACAGGAUACUUGCUGUUUAUCUUGCACAUUAACGCAUGCCUGUAUUAUUGGGCUUCAGACUAUGAAGGACUUGGCAGCACUAGAUGGGUGUACGAUGGCCAAGGAAACAUGUAUCUUAGGUGUUACUACUGGGCAGUUCGUACUUUAAUCACCAUCGGUGGCCUUCCAGAACCACAAACUCUGUUUGAGAUAGUUUUUCAACUGCUGAAUUUUUUCCUGGGUGUCUUUGUCUUCUCCAGCUUAAUUGGUCAGAUGAGAGAUGUAAUUGGAGCAGCCACAGCAGGACAGAACUACUACCGCUCCUGUAUGGACAACACUGUCUCCUAUAUGAACACUUACUCCAUCCCAAAACUGGUCCAAAAUCGAGUUCGAACCUGGUAUGAGUACACAUGGGCCUCUCAGGGAAUGCUGGAUGAAUCAGAAUUACUGGAGCAGAUGCCAUCCAAAAUGCAAUUAGCCAUUGCAAUUGAUGUGAACUUUGCCAUCGUCAGUAAAGUUGAUUUAUUCAAAGGGUGCGAUACCCAGAUGAUUUAUGACAUGCUGCUAAGGCUGAAAUCCAUUGUGUAUUUACCUGGUGACUUUGUCUGCAAAAAGGGAGAGAUUGGCAGAGAGAUGUACAUCAUCAAACAGGGUGAAGUUCAAGUCCUUGGAGGCCCUGAUGGUACAAAAGUCCUGGUUACACUAAGAGCAGGAGCUGUAUUUGGGGAGAUCAGUCUAUUAGCUGCAGGUGGAGGAAAUCGAAGGACUGCCAACGUGGUGGCUCAUGGCUUUGCCAACCUUUUCAUUCUGGACAAGAAAACACUCAAUGAAAUCUUGGUGCACUAUCCUGACUCAGAAAAACUUCUCAUGAAGAAAGCAAAGGUACUGCUGAAGGAGAAGGGGAAACCUGCCCCAGGACCACCAGUGCAACAACCACGGGGCUUGGCCAGUCUCUUUGGGCAGAAAAAGGAAACUCCAAAAUUGUUUAAGGCGAUGCUUGGAGGCAAAGGGAAAGAUGGCCUUGUCACACUGCUGCAGCUGAAGAGACAACAGGACAUUCAGGAAACUCAAGCUGAAGGAGAGAACAAGCCUGAACAAAAGGAGAAGAAACCCAUGGAGCCUGCAGCCCCAUCUGCCCCUCCUGCACAAAAAGAAGAGCAGAAUACAGACGCUAAGCCCAAACCUGCAGUUAUGCACAGAGGAACCAGUAAAGAGUCUCUGAUCAUUAGUAUGUCUCCAUCCCCCAGGGCAGGAGAAGGAGAAAUCCUUAAGGUUGAAGUUAAAGAGAAAAAAAAUAAGUAG